AUGUCCGCAAGCCAACAAGGAAUCAUCAUCUGGUCGGUGCAAACGGAAGAAGACGUACACGCGACAGCAUCUUUAUUCGAAGCAUAUGCCCAAUCUCUCGUCAUCGAUCUUACGUUCCACGACGUUUCAGGAGCAUUGGCCAGCCUGUUUGGGAAGUAUGCGCCUCCCGUGGAAGCUCUAUUGCUCGCCCACAAGACACCUUCUGGAGGACCUGUUGGCUGCGUGGGCUUGAGACCUUUAUCUAUGGCCGGCACCUGCGAGAUGAAGCAUCUCUACGUCGAUCAGGAAGGCCGCGGCUUAGGCCUGGGUAGAGCUCUUGCUAGCAGGAUCAUUGUGGAAGCGAAGCGCUUAGGUUACAGAGCGAUUCUGCUCAACACCCUGAGAUCGAUAGAGACAACAAUCGGACUGUGCAAGUCUCUGGGAUUUGUCGAGGUGGAUGCGCACUACUACACGCCAUUGGAAAAUACCGUGAACUUGCGACUGGAACUUCAAGCUUGA
Messenger RNA from Zymoseptoria tritici IPO323, 498 nucleotides. RefSeq lists its product as uncharacterized. Bases 1 to 498 code for a protein of 165 amino acids. Gene Ontology annotation, molecular function: acyltransferase activity, transferring groups other than amino-acyl groups. NCBI's taxonomy places the organism in Eukaryota, Fungi, Ascomycota, Dothideomycetes, Mycosphaerellales, Mycosphaerellaceae. The transcript has a single exon. The record is from RefSeq and is a predicted model, not a curated record.